AUGGUUACAGGAAGGUAUGUGGACUAUGUGAGGCUUGCAGGUGGCGGGCUUCGAACCAGUGAAGGCGUACUCUAUUUGGUUGAUGAUUGUACCAAGGAUUUGGUUAUGCACUUCAGCGCAGAUAUAAAGGAGCAAGACAACGAGGCCGAUGAAACCGAAAACGCCGGCAACAGCGAUGCCACUGCCAGUGCCCACGCACCUACACUGGCAAUCCUGUCUACAAAACGGACACUUAUGCGACAUCUUUACAAUAGCUCACUUAAGAAAUAA
Messenger RNA from Babesia ovata, 270 nucleotides. RefSeq lists its product as uncharacterized. The transcript has a single exon. The record is from RefSeq and is a predicted model, not a curated record. The coding region runs from base 1 to 270 and encodes 89 amino acids. Lineage: Eukaryota; Apicomplexa; Aconoidasida; Piroplasmida; Babesiidae.